Messenger RNA from Nomia melanderi (Alkali bee), 3156 nucleotides. It is a transcript of the gene CenB1A, whose product is annotated as Centaurin beta 1A. Gene Ontology annotation, molecular function: protein binding; GTPase activator activity. The record is from RefSeq and is a predicted model, not a curated record. Gene Ontology annotation, cellular component: cytoplasm. NCBI's taxonomy places the organism in Eukaryota, Metazoa, Arthropoda, Insecta, Hymenoptera, Halictidae.
CACCGUGUUGAAUCCAGAAACAACUUCAAAGGGUUAUAUCCAUUUGACAGUAGAGAGGGGAACGUGUGUGUUCGUGCGCGAAUGCGAACGGUUUAUGUUAAUGGUAUUUCCAAAUGAUCGUGCCGUUUGAUGGGAAACAGUGAACGGAAUUAUUUCAAGAGUGCAGUUCGUCGGACGAGAUUGCGCUUGAAAAUUCCGUGGAAACGAAUAGCAUAAAAUGAAGCCUUUAAUCGAGUUCGAGGAAUGUUUGCGAGACACGCCAAAGUUUCGAUCGUGCAUCGAGGAUGUAGAGACAAAUGUUGAUCUAUUAGAACAAAAAUUAGACAAGGUGUUGAAAAACUGUAGCCAAAUGAUUGACACUGGGAAAGUUUUUAUAGGGCAGCAAAGCCAAUUUGCCAAUAGUCUUUGGGAAUUAUCUCUAUACUUUAAUGAUGAUUCAGAGAUAAUGGCCUUCUUAAAUAAAUUAAUCCAUGCUUUGCAAGAAAUGAACAAGUUUCAUACUAUUUUGCUAGAUCAAGCGUCUAGGACUGUAAUUAAAGAUCUUAAUUCAUUCAUAAAAAGUGACAUCAAAAGGGUGAAAGAGUCACGUCAUUACUUUGAGAAAAUUUCUGCUGACCUAGAUAUAGCUUUAAAUAAAAAUUCACAAGUUCCAAAGACUAGACCUGCAGAAUACGAAGAAACUUCCAAUAUUUUAUCAGCCACUCGAUCAUGUUUUCGACAUACAGCUCUAGAUUACAUUCAUUCAUUAACAAUGAUACAGGCACGUAAACGGCAUGAAAUAUUAGGUACAUUACUUAAUUAUAUGAAUGCCUGUAUCACAUACUAUCAUCAAGGUAGCGAUCUGGCACAAGAUUUAGAUCCAUUUUUAAAAGAUCUUGGCGAAAACUUAAUUAAAAUGAGGACUGAUUCUGUGAAACUUGAGAAAGAAAUGGAAAAUCGGCAUAUUUAUGUUACAAAUAGAGACUUAAUACCCUCUCCAACGCCCGGUAAUCCUAGAAUGGAAGGCUAUUUGUUUAAACGAACUACCAAUGCGUUUAAAACGUGGAACAGAAGAUGGUUUUGUUUGAAAGAUCAACAACUGGUAUACAAAAAAAGAACUGGUGACAGUGACUAUACAGUCAUGGAAGAAGAUCUUCGUCUUUGUACUGUUAAACCAGUAGUAGACUGUGAUAGAAGAAACUGUUUCGGAGUAUUAAGUCCUGCAAAAAGUCACAUUUUGCAAGCUGAUAGUGAAGAAGCUUAUUUAGCAUGGGUAACUGCCAUGCAGCAAGCGAUUGGUGCUGCUAUUCAAAGAGAAUUGCAAUUACAAAAUAUUAGAGGAUCAAAUAGACAGUCAAAACCUAAAUCGGUUUGGGAACAAAUCUUAAAGAUUCCUGGUAAUGAUAUCUGCUGUGAUUGUGGUGCUGCUAAUCCAAGGUGGGCCAGUAUCAACCUUGGAAUCACACUUUGUAUAGAGUGUUCCGGAGUACAUAGAAGCUUAGGUGUUCACUAUAGCAAAGUACGUUCUCUAACGUUAGACGAUUGGGUACCAGAGGUACUGAAAGUAAUGGCAGAAUUAGGAAAUACUGUAGUGAAUAAUAUCUACGAAGCUCUGCCAGUCCCUUCCGAUAUAGUUAAAGCUACGCCAAACUGCACUGGCAACAUCCGUGAAGCUUGGAUAAGAGCGAAGUACGUAGAUCGCAAACUUGUGAAGCCGUUGAACAACAUAAUAUCAUCAGGACAAUUCGCGAACCAUGACAAAGUACAUUUCCGGAAGUGGAGUGUCCGCAAACUGCGUCGCAGACCGCGCAGCUGCGACAAAAUCGACAGUCUGAAUCGCAACAAAACAACGACGUUAUCUUCCGUGAAAGAAGGCCAACAUUCCAUAAGUUCGGACGACAGCAAGCACACGUCGAUCGAGAGUCUCAGUUCCAUGGACAAAGCGAAGAAGACAGAGAGAAGUUCCUUGAGCUCCGACGACAGUAUGAAUCUAGAUCUGAAGAACGAGUCCACCUUGUACGGGAAGAUAUUAGUGCGACCCCGUAGCGAGAUAAGCGAGAGCAAAACCGUCGAUAGUAGUACAACAGAAUCGAACAUUGAUAACGAACGUAAGCUUGACUCUUCCGUGGAAGACAAUACAAUAUCCAACUCGGAGAAUAGUUUAUCACUGAAAAGCGAAGUGUCCUUAACCCCAGAGAAUUCCGACGCGAAAGACGUCUUAGAGAAUAAGGAUAUCGGGACCGAGAAGCAUUGUACAAAAAAGAUGGAGACCGAUGUGCUGAUGUUUGGAUGCGAUUUACCAAAGCCAACGAUUGAUAAUAGCUUAGAAUUAAGUUCGGACCAGGACUCGACUGUCGGCGAGGACGAAGAGUUCACCGACGAGGAGGAUAUCGAGAAUCUGCAUCCUGAGAUGCUGCUUUACAAAGCCGCAGCUGCGCACAAUCUUCCCGUGAUGUGUGCAGCAUUCGCGGCUGGUGCUGAUAAGUCCUGGUCAAAUGUCAAUGAUAGAGGACGCAACGCUUUGCAUCAAGCUAUUAUAAGCGGAUCUGUGAUGGCUUGCGAGUAUCUCAUUCUUAAUGGAGCGCGCAUCAACUGUCAGGACGGCGGCGGGAAAACAGCACUGUACUUGGCCACAGAGUUAGGUCAUACUGCCCAGGUCUGUUUACUCUUGAAGCAUCGCGCGAACCAACACAUUGAGGACGAAACUGGCGUGAAACCUUUGUCGCUAGCCGUGAAAGAAGCUAACGCGGAUAUUGUUACUUUAUUACGUCUCGGUCUCCUAAACGAGGAAAUGAAAAAUUCAGAGAUCGGGAUCAGCGGCGAUGAGACUUUCAACGACGUUGUCCGCGAUUUCAGCCAAUUGGCGUGCUCUCACCCAGAACGACUGCAACGAAGAAAUGAAAGUAACAACACGUCACAGCCGCCGGAAUGAGGUUUAAGAACGAGCAAGUCUUAUUUGCAGAAUGUAAAGAGCUUGCUACAACGCAAAGAGAAGAAGGAGAGGAGCGCAUCGAAAAUGUCGUCUUUCAGUUCCUUGCAGGGUAACAAAGUUGAUUAAAGAGGUAAGUAUAUGAAGAUUGAACUUUGAAAGUUCUGUGCUGUAAUAAUCGAUAGAGCGAAAGAGAGAGCGAGAGUGAGAGUGAGAGGGAGAGAGAGAGAGAGAGAGAGAGAGCGAGA